Messenger RNA from Cannabis sativa, 1805 nucleotides. RefSeq names its product 2-phytyl-1,4-beta-naphthoquinone methyltransferase, chloroplastic. The coding region runs from base 815 to 1591 and encodes 258 amino acids. The record is from RefSeq and is a predicted model, not a curated record. Gene Ontology annotation, biological process: phylloquinone biosynthetic process. The transcript has 10 exons. Gene Ontology annotation, molecular function: 2-phytyl-1,4-naphthoquinone methyltransferase activity. Lineage: Eukaryota; Viridiplantae; Streptophyta; Magnoliopsida; Rosales; Cannabaceae.
GUAAUAUUACAAGCUCCUGAAAUUUUUUUGGUUUUGUGAAUAAGGGUUAGGGAGGGGUAGUGGUGGUGUCUGUCAAGAAGAAAGAGAAAGAGAAAGAGAGAAAAAAAAAAGAUUUUUUAUUUUUAUUUUUAUAAAUUGUUUUUUUUUUUAUUUUUAAAAUGUUUUAAAAUUAAUAUUACGCUGACCACUAAAAAUUUGCCACGUGUACAAGUGUGUACACGUGGACAGUCCACCGUGACACUUAACUGUGAUUUUUGGACGGAUGGGUACAAACCAAAAUGGAAUGGGAGUUCAGUAGGUUUUGCUACCAAAAUUUUAAUUUUUGUGGUUAAGUGUUACAAAACAUAAAGUUUAGGUAGUUUAGCCGCCAAUAUUUCUUAACAUUAUUAUUGUUCCAUUGUUCUUCUUCAUCUUUUUUUUUGCUUCUUCCAUUUUUGUUCUAGUUUCUUCUUCUUCUUUCUUUUUUUUUUCUCUUGCUUUUGUUAGUAACUACUUCCCUAGUUCCUGCUAAAAGAAAACUAGGUGCUAGUACUUCGAAGAACACUAAAUCAAAAUACCCUCGACCUGUGUUGGAGAACUCCGACUCUGAUUUUGAGUUGGAGCCAGAGUUCGAAAGUCUCCCAAAUUUAAUAAGGGAAAGGGUAAAUCCCCAGUGAAGAUUGUUCAAUCAACUGAUUUGUUUGAUGACAUAAUUGAGAAAAUAAUUGUUGAGUCCAGCCCAGCCCACGGCCCAUUUAUGAUUUGUUCCUGUUAAGAUAUAGAUUGUUCCUUUCAUAAAAAUGAAAGAAAAAAAGAUAGAAGAGAUAGACAGAAAAUGAUUUGUACAGUAACACCUUCACCUUCUCCAUUGUCGUCCUCUUCCUCUCUCACUCUCAUCCACCGCUCCAUUCGAUGUACUACAGAACGUCGUCGAGAUCUGUUCAAUCGCAUCGCCCCUGUUUACGAUAACUUAAAUGAUUUGUUGAGUUUGGGUCAACACCGAAUUUGGAAAAGAAUGGCUGUUUCCUGGAGUGGAGCAAAACUGGGAGAUUGUGUUUUAGAUUUGUGUUGUGGGAGUGGAGACUUGGCUUUCUUAUUGUCUGAGAAAGUUGGGUUCAGUGGCAAGGUGACUGGUCUUGAUUUUUCAAAGGAACAAUUAUCAGUUGCUGCAUCAAGGCAGCAGUUGGCCUCUAAACCCUGCUACAAGAAUAUUGAGUGGGUGGAAGGUGAUGCCCUUGAUUUGCCAUUUCCUGAUGGUUACUUUGAUGCUAUUACUAUGGGUUAUGGUCUUCGAAAUGUAGUCGAUAAGCGGAAAGCUUUGCAGGAGAUGUAUAGAGUGCUAAAAGCAGGCUCUAGAAUAUCUGUUCUUGACUUUAAUAAGAGCACCCUACCAGUUACUACCUUCAUUCAGGAAUGGAUGAUCGAUAAUGUUGUCGUCCCAGUUGCAACUAGUAAUGGGCUUGAAGAGGAGUAUAGAUAUUUGAAAAGUUCAAUCAGAGAAUUCUUAACAGGUAAGGAAUUGGAGAAGCUGGCAUUGGAAGUAGGUUUUUCCGAAGGGAGACAUUACGAGAUUGGCGGAGGCCUUAUGGGAGACUUAGUAGCAAAACGUUGAGUUCAUGCUUUUCAUAGAAGUAUGUCAUUUCUCAAAAUGUGAGACAAGAUUAUAAAAAAAUGAUAAUAAAUAAAUUUGUAACAAUUCUACUCACAUUUUAUUUGUUAUAUGCAUCUUAUUCUUUUGUGUACUGGUUGAAAAAUUGAAACUUCUUAUUGUUUGUGAACUCACUAGACAAUACAACCGUAAUGGAGUAACCCAAAAUCUUUACAAA